This is a messenger RNA of Racocetra persica, 502 nucleotides long. Lineage: Eukaryota; Fungi; Glomeromycota; Glomeromycetes; Diversisporales; Gigasporaceae. The record is from the annotation of a GenBank genome assembly.
CAAGACAUAUGGCGUAAAACAGAAAAAUCUAUGCAAUCUGAUAUUAGCGAACUUAAUAUUAAGCUUCUUAAAGUAGAAUCAGAAUUCAACGAAUUGACGCGUAAAAUUAUUGAGGAACAGAAUUCUCAUAAAAUUAAAGAAGACAACUUAAAUAAACAAUUGAAAGAAGCUCAUCAGCAAGUGAUCGAUUUUCGUUCAGAUCAACGUCGAUUAAAAGAACUCGAAAACGAAAUAAAAACUCUUAAAAGUAGUGAGUCGGGGCAGUUAAAGUCCAAAAAUAAGGAAAUUGAUGGUUUGAACGAGCAACUAGCUCAUCGCAACCAGAGAGUUACUGAACUUGAGAAGGUCCGGACCGAACUACAACAAUCCAAGCAGAUCGCUGAGAACCAAUUGUUUGAACUUCGAGAAAAACAUAAAGCUCUUGAGGAUGAUCUGCGGAAAGAACUUGAAAACCAAGUCCUAAAAUAUGAAACACAGAUAGUUGAACUAGAAUCACUUCGAC